Messenger RNA from Sparassis crispa, 1614 nucleotides. RefSeq lists its product as hypothetical. NCBI's taxonomy places the organism in Eukaryota, Fungi, Basidiomycota, Agaricomycetes, Polyporales, Sparassidaceae. The transcript has 3 exons. Bases 1 to 1614 code for a protein of 537 amino acids. Gene Ontology annotation, molecular function: protein binding. The record is from RefSeq and is a predicted model, not a curated record.
AUGGAUCUGACCCCGGCAAGGGCUGCACUCCGCAAUGCAGAAGGAUUUCUUGCAAGGCUCCAAACAGAUCCGCGAAUUACCAGUCUAGACGCUCUGCAAUGUGUCGAGCGCACUCUAAAUGCUGCGAUUAUAAGCGUCCGGGACCAGUACAAUUCCUCACGUCCGGUCAACUGUCUGCCACCGGAGAUCCUUCGAUAUAUCUUUCGUCAAGUCCUCGACCCGGUCAAAAUGGGUGAUGGCAUGUUCAUGUGGCCCUCUGCGCUGAGAUCGACGAAGGGUCUCCAAGAAUUAUCGUUUGUCUGUCAUCUUUGGCGGCAGAUCACUCUAGACGAUUGCUUCCUGUGGAGCCAUAUACACAUCGGUCAGCUUUAUGGCCCCACGACGGAUAUGUUUCUGCAACGUUCCGCUCGAGUGCCGCUCAAGGUGUGCAGUCUCGCACAAGGCAGACGCCCAUUCGUGGAGACACUUUCCCGCGUCGAACGUACCAGAAUCGAAGAGCUGUGUAUCAGUUCUCCCUCGAAUCCUCAUUUUUAUACCAGCUUCGCCGCUCCAGCUCUACGACGGCUGACUUUGCAAUCCACCGUUGAUGCCGACGUGCCAUAUCUAGUCGAACUUUUCCGGGGCGCGAUCCCGCAAUUGUGCGCAAUGUCACUGCAUGCCGCAGUUUGGCUUCCGAGCAACUGUUUCCCGCGGCUCACACGGCUUUACCUCUCUUCCAAGCUCAAACCAGUGGCACCACAUGCACAUUGGACGCUCUCCGCCCUGUCUGCAUUUUUGUCCAAUUGCCCCGUCUUGGAGGCACUCAUCUUUGGAAAUAUCAAUCCUACUUUGGCAGCGGGUGAUGAAGCGCUUCCCGUCGUAAACCUGCAUCGACUCAGAAGUCUCAGCAUCAACUCGUCGGCCACGGCCGUCAUUCAGUGGCUCCUCGUUCACCUCCUUAUACCAGUGGAUGCAUCCAUCGGGUUUCGUCCCCGCCGGGAGGCCAACGACACUGUUUUGGACAUCCUUCUUUCCUUGCCUCGGCUGAAGGAUAUGCGGACGAUGCAUCUGCGAGCUACCGUGUUCGAUCCUGACAAAAUUCACAUAAUCACUUCCGUCUCCAAUUCGUCGUCUAGUACCUGCCUCGAGAGCACGAUCCAAGAUUAUACAAAAAAUGUUCAGGAUGAGGAAUCCACAUCGCGCGUGCAGACCAACCCCGCCGCUAUCGGCCAGUUUUCUGGGAUCACACACCUUCACGUUGCAGACGGUGGAUGGGUUCAGAAAUUCGUCAACUUCCCGGCGCUGUUCAUGAUACUGCCGUACCUGUCGUUCCUCGAGUACGAGAAGGGCGAUAACGACCUCCUUCCGCUCCUACUCAAGGGUCUCCUUCCUCCCGACGAUCAUUCCGUCGCUGCGCCAAUACCCUGCAAGUCCCUCACGAUCUUGAAAGUCUCUAUGGGAGACAUCUCAGCGAUGUUUGAGAGCAUCGUUGAGUUCGCAAAUAAUCGUCAUCGAAUCGGAUAUCCUCUGGCCAAAUGCAUUGUGCUCAAUCCCGCGAUCGAGCUUGAUGAUAUGAGAAUACUGAAACAGUAUGUCGAGACGGUUGAAGUCCGUUUCUCUUGCCCGUUGUGGUAG